UGGUCUGACCAAUCGGAGCACGAGAGCUGCGCGGGUGUCCGAAGCGGAUCGCCGGAUCCCCGCCGCGCCGGACCGGUGAGAUCCAGCCCCCGCCGGCCGAUCCCAUGGCCCCCGCGGCGGCCCGGGUCCUCGUCCUCGUCCUCGCCCUCGCCGCCGCCUCCUCCCUCGCGGGGCGCGCGGACGCCCUCCGGUCGCUCGGCGUCGGCGACGGGGCGGAGGCCGCCGCGCAGGGGGACUACGCCGUGGACCUCAACGCCACCAGCUUCGACGCCUUCCUCACGGCCUCGCGGGAGCAGUUCGCCGUCGUCGAGUUCUUCGCCCACUGGUGUCCAGCUUGCAGAAACUACAAGCCUCAUUAUGAGAAGGUUGCGAAACUUUUCAAUGGUCCAGAUGCUGCGCAUCCUGGCAGAAUACUGAUGGCUAGGGUUGAUUGCGCAUCAAAGGUGAAUGUAGAUCUUUGCAGUAGAUUUUCUGUUGACCAUUAUCCUUUCCUACUUUGGGGCCCCCCACCAAAAUUUGCUAACACUAAGUGGGACCGGAAGCAAGAGAAAAGCGAAAUAAAAUUGAUUGAUGAUGGAAGAACAGCAGAGCGCUUACUUAAGUGGAUAAAUAAGCAACUGGAAAGCUCGUUCACUUUGGAUGACAGAAAAUAUGAGAAUGAAAACAUGCUUCCAAACAAUGCUUCAGAUCCUAAACAGGUUGUUCAAGCAAUUUACGAUGUUGAGGAAGCAACAGCUCAUGCGUUACAGAUAAUUUUGGACAACAAGAUGAUCAAGCCAGACACUCGUGACUCUCUUAUAAGGUUUUUACAAAUUUUGGUGGCUCAUCAUCCAUCCAAGAGGUGUCGAAGAGGAUCUGCUGAUCUACUUAUUAACUUUGAUGAUCACUGGCCUUCGAACCUCUCUUUAAGUUCACAAGACAGUUCUAAAUUGUUGGAAAGUGUUGCAGCAGAUAACCACAAGAUCUGUGGAAAGGAGGUGCCUCGCGGUUACUGGAUCUUCUGCCGUGGAAGUAAAAGUGAAACAAGAGGAUUUAGCUGUGGUCUAUGGGUUUUGCUGCAUUCACUUACUGUCCAAAUUGGGGAUGGUGAAAGCCAAUCAACCUUUACGUCAAUAUGUGAUUUCAUACACAAUUUCUUCAUCUGUGAGGAAUGCCGCAAACACUUCUAUGAUAUGUGUUCAAGUGUGUCAGUUCCCUUCAAGUCAGCCCGUGAUCUCAGCCUCUGGCUAUGGAGCACGCAUAACAAAGUUAAUGAGAGGUUGAUGAAAGAAGAAAAGGAUAUGGGAACUGGCGAUCCAUCAUUCCCUAAGGCUAUCUGGCCUCCAAAGGCACUCUGCCCAUCUUGCUAUCGUUCUUCAAGCAGGACAAGUGAUGGGACCUUGCAGGUUGACUGGAAUGAGGACGAAGUAUUUCCAUUCUUGGUUAACUACUAUGGGAAGACGCUCGUAUCAUCCUAUAAAGAAACCUACAUGGAGUCUCUUCAAGGGAGGACGCAAGUAGGGGCGGCACUUGCUGACGAUGCCUCCUCCUCACAUGCUGCAAGAGUCCCAAUUGGAGCUGCCCUGGGUGUUGCAGCUGCCAGCUGUACAUUUGGGGCACUAGCUUGCUUCUGGAGAACUCAGCAGAAGAACAGAAAGUACUCGUACCGUUUACACUCUUUAAAGAAAAUAUGAUUAGACAAUUUUAGGCAAAGAAAGAACUGGAACUGAAAAACAGCCCACCAGUUGCUCACUGUGCACUUCAUCAGAGGUGGCCUCCGUGAAUGUAUAUUUCUUGGAUGGGUUAAAAAUCUUGGUAAGUAGCUCACAGAGAGUGCACAGAAUCCAAUGUUGGAGCUGUCAUUUACAGAUGAAAUACUUACAGAAGCAUGAUGACCUAACCUGCACCUUGUUAUAGGCUCAAAUGUAGUUCUGUUUUUACCAUAUAGUUGUGAUCUGAUUGCUGGACAUGGAUGAGCUGUUGCUGCCCAUUUGAUCCGUAAAAUUUUGAACUCAAUGUUAAUCCUGAAGUAUUGCGACUUUUAUCGGAUAUACUCUGUCUAUGGUAUCGAAAUUUGUGCUGUCGACGACAGCAUGGUAGUGCACCUAGAGGCUGAUAUACCUUACACAAGCAGCAUUUGGGACUGGCGAAUUGUCGAGCAACAAUAACAACAACAAUGAAGGCGACAAAGUGAUUCCUGCAUUUUCUCUGCGCAUCGAAUGUACAUUGCACAUUUCUAAAAUUCCUACAUCAUCUUGUA
Molecule: messenger RNA, 2239 nt
Organism: Triticum dicoccoides
Lineage: Eukaryota; Viridiplantae; Streptophyta; Magnoliopsida; Poales; Poaceae
Product: sulfhydryl oxidase 1-like
Exons: 12
Coding region: 105-1673 (522 amino acids)
Biological process (GO): protein folding
Cellular component (GO): Golgi membrane
Molecular function (GO): protein disulfide isomerase activity; flavin-dependent sulfhydryl oxidase activity
Source: RefSeq, a predicted model, not a curated record